Molecule: messenger RNA, 2544 nt
Organism: Labrus mixtus (cuckoo wrasse)
Lineage: Eukaryota; Metazoa; Chordata; Actinopteri; Labriformes; Labridae
Product: cytosolic 5'-nucleotidase 1A-like
Exons: 6
Coding region: 331-1422 (363 amino acids)
Biological process (GO): adenosine metabolic process; nucleotide metabolic process
Cellular component (GO): cytosol; cytoplasm
Molecular function (GO): nucleotide binding; 5'-nucleotidase activity; magnesium ion binding
Source: RefSeq, a predicted model, not a curated record
GAAGAAGAAGAAGGACUAUAACAUGAAUGAUGCUGGAGAUAAGAGGAUGCUAAAUCUACCAGAAUCUCUCUCAUUGUGAGACAUCUCACUCCUCUGCUUUCCCUGCAUUCAUCAGAAUGGCUCUGCUGCUGCAUUCAGUCUGAUCUCAUCUCCUGAGUGUACCAGGGCUGAAUUUUAAAUAGUGAAUGUGCAAGAGAGAGUGAGUAAGGAGUUUUUCUGGGGACUCCAGCCAAAGAGAAGGAAACUAGAAAAGAGAGCAAUCCAGGGGGAGGGACACUAGGACUCAGUGUGGACCUGUGGGAAACAAGAGAGGAGUGAGCCGAAGAGUAUAUGAUGAGUCUUAACAACGGUCAAACUCUGACCGUCAGUGGACAGGACAACCGAACCCACUUGGAGGAUAGUGUGGCUUUAAAACCCUCCACCCCCACCAGGAAACCUAAACCACCAAAGCCAGAAAAUGCCAUCACCAUCGCUGUGUCUGCACGGGUACUCUUCAACAUGGACAAGGAGCAACAGAUCUACGAGCAACAAGGCAUGGAAGAGUACAUCAAGUAUCAGGUGGAGCAUGAAACGCAGCCUUUCAGCCCAGGACCUGCCUUCUCCUUUGUCAAGGCUCUGGAGGCUGUGAACACUCAGCUGAGGGAGCUUUACCCUGAAAGCGAGGAGCUUUUUGAUGUUGUGCUCAUGACCAACAACCACGCAUACGUCGGCCUAAGACUCAUCAAUACCAUCAAUCAUCACCAGUUGUUCAUCGAACGUUUCUGCAUGACAGGCGGAAACAGUCCAAUAGGAUAUUUAAAGGCCUACCACACUAACCUUUACCUGUCUGCUGAUCCAAUCAAGGUUCGAGAAGCUCUGGAGGAAGGUAUUGCAGCAGCCACCAUGUUCACCCAGGAGAAGAUCACAGAAGUGUCAGAGACUCAGCUGCGUGUUGCCUUCGAUGGAGAUGCCGUCCUCUUCUCUGAUGAGUCGGAGCGAAUUUACAAAGCCCAUGGACUGGACAAGUUCUUCGAGCACGAGAAGGCGCACGAGAACAAGCCUCUUGACCAUGGACCACUGAAAGGAUUCUUGGAGGCUUUGGGAAAGCUGCAAAAAAAGUUUUAUGGCAAAGGCCAGCGCAUGGACUGCCCUAUCCGGACCUACUUGGUGACAGCUCGCAGCGCAGCCAGUUCUGGUACCAGAGCCCUAAAAACUCUGCGCUCUUGGGGUCUGGAAAUUGACGAGGCUCUGUUUCUGGCAGGGGCACCCAAAGGCCCCAUGCUUGAGAAGAUCAGGCCGCACAUUUUUUUUGAUGACCAGAUGUUUCAUGUGGAGGGUGCUGCAGAAAUGGGGACAGUAGCAUGCCACGUGCCCUAUGGGAUAGCUCAGAGAAUCACCAAGACAGGAAUUAAAGACAGAGAGACGUCUUCAGAAACCAAAUAGACUGGAUGUAUCUGUGCAGAAGUACAGGAGCCCAAAGGGACAUUUCAUUCUGGCUUUUAGCAGCAGAGGAUAUAAGAAGAGUAUUUCAAACCAUAAAAGUGUCCUGACAUGGGUUGAAAAGUAAGAAAACCCCAAGUGAUGCAAUACGUUUAGGCCUAUAUGAUAUUAUAGCCAUGUGAUGUCACUUUAACCAUAUAUUAAUUAUUUCUGCCGAUUAAUCAUAUUUGAGUUCAGAGGGGUGUUUUAUACAUGUUUUGUUUCUUUAUCAGUUCAUAAAGCUCAAAACAUCCAAUUCUAAACCAUUUUAAAACACCUACUAAGUUCUAACCAUGACUUCACUUAUACUUUAGAAAACGUUUACUAAAGCUUUCUUCUGGACUUCUUCUUCUUUUAUUGGAAUUAGGUAGAACAUGUUUGUGUUGCCAGUUUGAAAAAUGUCAUAUUCUAAUUGGACCAUUUUGCCAUAUUCCCUGGAAAAAUACAAUAUGAUAUCAAUUGAAAUGGGCAAGUUACCGAGGAAAUCAGUAGUCAAAGUCUGGAAGUCUGGUUUAGCGUAUGAGAAGUCACACAGAUCAACUGAAGGCAUCACUUUUCAUUCAGAUUCAUAUUACUGCUUAUCUGUGACUAUUUGAAAACUGGUGCCUUUUACUUGCUAGUUAUGGACUACUUUGUCAGUCUUGCAUGUUGUUGGCAAAUUUAUGUUGUAAAUGUAGUUGUUGCACUGAUGUAUAUGAAUGUAUUUUAAGAUAGCUCAAUUGGUAAAAUCGUAAUAUAAUUGAAUUUAUAUUUAUUUUAAAAUGUAUGAUGUCACUAUUAUGCACUACAAAUUAUUUAUAUAUUAAUGUUUUUAGUGUGUUAAAAAUUAAUUUCUGCUUCUUGUUGCUGAAGUGCCAAAAGUUAGCUGUCUCCCUUGUCGUUGCCUGUGUGUUUAUUUUGAAAUGAGUUGGCUCAUUAUUGUUGCUUUCCUGUUGUUGAUUGUGUGUGAGUGUGAGGCAAGUUUGAAUUACACACUUGCUCACAUUUGGAAUCUGGCUAGUUCUGGGCAAAAAGAGCACCGUGGACUGUUAUGCAAUCAAAUUUUUCUGUUUCCAGACUGAAGUAAAGAUGGCUGCUUUAAAACAA